This is a messenger RNA of Tilletiaria anomala UBC 951, 2062 nucleotides long. RefSeq lists its product as uncharacterized. Gene Ontology annotation, cellular component: kinetochore; Mis6-Sim4 complex. The record is from RefSeq and is a predicted model, not a curated record. NCBI's taxonomy places the organism in Eukaryota, Fungi, Basidiomycota, Exobasidiomycetes, Georgefischeriales, Tilletiariaceae. The transcript has 4 exons. Bases 89 to 1951 code for a protein of 620 amino acids.
GAUCAUCGUCUGAGAGGUGUAUCUGAAAGCACAUUUUACAGUCAGCCUCUUUGACAAGGAGACCCACACGAGCGGCGCUGCGCUCACAAUGGACGGGCUGCGAUCACGAGUCAAUAAAGCGAAAGCCCUCCGCUCCUCCUUGCAGGCCGAGCUCGAUGCGUUGCUCGAUUUGCAGCGACAUGAACAGCAGCUGCAGCAUCGCUCCACUUCCUCACCAGCCCAGAUUUCUGAUCCGCAAAGCAGCACACGCAGGAGCAAGGGCGAUCGCACGCAGAUCCUCCGCGCACUCGGCACAGAGCUGCAGGAAAUUGAAGACCGCUCCAUCCUCUGUCGUACACUCUGUGGAUGGACGUGCUUUGAAGUGGAUCUGGAUGUGGGCAGGAGAGAGCGGCUCGUGCGGGAACUGCAACAUGCCGAAGUCCAACAAGAGCGACCGGCUCUAGAAGAUGGUGGGAGAGGAGUCCAGGAUCCUGACGUUGGGCUAGCCGCUCCUGCCCCUGCCCCUGCUCCUGCUCCUGGUGCUGGAGACAAAGGCAAAGGGCGGGAAGGGUUGGGCCUUGGGGUGCGGAUUGACACGUUUAGCCAAGGAACAUUCAACGAGACCUUCUACCUCAUCUUUGCUCCUCUAUCUCAAACGGUGCAAAACGGCCCGGCAGCGCCCGUCUUCUUACAAUCCACGCUUUCCCCCAUCACAUCUUUGUCCUCCACUUCAGCAGGAAGUCUGCAGCUGCUCAAACACACCUUACCGCAUUUCGUACCCGUUCAAAAGCUCGUACAGCAAUAUCUCAGCGUGGUGCAGCAACGCGCUGGCUCCGUGACAACCGGCGGAGCUGCCGAAGUACGAGCAGGGACGAAUGCUGCUGCUCGUGCGGCCGGCUCAGAGGUAGAUGAGGGAAGGAUUUCUGCCGGGGGUACAGCAGCAGCGCAAGGGACUUCAUCACGGACAACGCCAGCAGAGGUUGUGACAAGAGGCGGAUUCGAGCUUUUGGAAGAUCUGAAACUGCUCGAUGGAUUUGGAACAUUCCUUUCCACCCUCAAUUCGCAUCUGCAAGCCUACGUAUCACGUCGGGGACAAGCGGAGAGCCUGCGCAAUCUUUGCCUUCCUGGCUCGAAAGUGCGAGCCUCGCGAUCCCCUCGAGCGGCUGGAGUUACCGUUAAGGAGGUACAGCAAACAGCAGAUGCGAAUGCAGUGCUGCAGGCGUAUUCGACGGCGGCGUUCGACACCAUCUCGAUUCGCUGGUCGAUCCCCGUGCCUAACGAGCACGAGUUGGAGCGCUGGCGCAUGCACCAAGUUCAAGCGGAUCGCCCACAUUAUGUCGAUGGGCACGAUGAGGAGGACACCGAGGAAGAGGACGACGAGGGCACGGAGGACGGAAGCGGGCAGGAAGAUGCAUUGGACGACCCACCCCGUCCGGACGCCGACAUAGAUGGCGAAGAGACACGCGCAGCAGACAUGAAGCGACGAAAACAAGCGCGUCUCGCAAAGCGCCGGAGACCUGCGCGGCCCGUAGGCGAGACGCAAGCUUUAGACGUCAAGAUUCAAUGGACCGAUCUGCUGUACGACACGCUCGGCUCCUUGACCUCCUCUGCCUCUUCUGUGACAGAGGCAGGUUCAACCUUCUCCGCAACAGAGCACGGGCGCAUCAUCAUUGAGCGUGUUGUAGCACGGCCCGACAUGAAACGCGCGCGAACAGAGGACGGGGACGUACACGCUCUACAGAGCGAGCGGGCGAUUGUGGAGAGUAAAGAGAGGCGGAAAGACUUGGAGAAGCUCUUUCUAUUACCGCCCGGUGGAAACAGCGACGGCGUUGGUGGUGGCGAUGCCAAUCAGACUGGACGGAUCGCCACUGGGAAAGGGUACGAUGGCGAUGCGGCAUGGACGUUGGGCUCUGCACUCCGGAGAGUCGCGAGAAAAGUCUGGGAUGAAGAGUGUAAGGCGCUGGCUUCCUAACACCUUCCACUCUCCAUCAAGCGUCGCUGUGCGCGAUACGUCCCACUUUGCACGCGGACGGGGCUUGCAAGGCAAAGCUGUAUUACAGGAGUCUUGAAGCUGAAAGCACAG